Dendrobium catenatum is the source of this 402-nucleotide messenger RNA. RefSeq lists its product as uncharacterized. The coding region runs from base 1 to 402 and encodes 133 amino acids. The record is from RefSeq and is a predicted model, not a curated record. The transcript is spliced from 2 exons. NCBI's taxonomy places the organism in Eukaryota, Viridiplantae, Streptophyta, Magnoliopsida, Asparagales, Orchidaceae.
AUGUCGGUCCUAGCUUUGCCAGAUUUCACUCAGAUCUUCAUUGUGGAGAUAGAUGUGUCCGGAUACGGGCUGGGUGCAGUGUUUAUGCAGAAUCGUAGGCCCAUUGCCUAUUUCAGCCAGCGGAUGGUGAUGAAGGAACAUCAAAGGUGGCUGUCCAAGUUGCUAGGGUAUAAUUUUGAGAUUCAGUAUAGACCAGGGGUGGAGAACAAGGCGACAAAUACUUUGUCCAAAUGUAUGAGGGAGCUGCAGACAGUGGCACUAUUCGUUUCUUUGAUGCUUUACUGGGAGGCUAUCAGAGAAGAAAGUGCUAGAGAUGAAGAUUUGGGAAGGAUCAGGGCAUAUUUAUUGGAAGAGGAAGCUCAUUGGAGGGAGACAGACUACUGUAUCAUGGGAGAUUUGUGA